Nezara viridula (southern green stink bug) is the source of this 1947-nucleotide messenger RNA. The record is from the annotation of a GenBank genome assembly. NCBI's taxonomy places the organism in Eukaryota, Metazoa, Arthropoda, Insecta, Hemiptera, Pentatomidae.
GCCUACCUACAUGGUAGUGUAACCUUCGCUGUUGUGGUUUGACUCUUGUUUACUUAAUGUUUCUUUACACCAAUUUAAAUUUGAUUAUUUAUUAUUUUAGUGUGCUGGGAUAAUAUCAAAUAUUAUUUAAUGAUAGUAGCGCAAGAGUUAAGUCACAAUUCAGUUGUAUACGAUAUUCUGUAUUUUUUUAUUAUGCCAACCACAUCUGAUAGUGAUAGGUUGAAUAACUUUAGUGUUGAAGUUCCUAGUUGGACUGAUGCAUUACCAGUUUGCAAGAAUUCUGGAGUUGGAUAUUCCACAAAUCAAAUCUACCGAAAAGAUGGACACAGGCUAGAAGAGCAUCCUUUUGAAGAAGCAAGUUUUCAUUCUGGUGUUCUUGAUUCGAGUACAUUCUUAUAUGGCGUAUUUGAUGGCCAUGAAGGAAUACAGGCAGCUGAGUUUGCAGUACAAGGACUUGCUGCUGAACUUCUUCUGGGCCAAUUGUCAGGCAAAUUUAAGGAUCAAGAAAUUAAAGAGGUCUUAAGUCAAGCCUUUUUGACUGUUGAAAAGAACUUUUUGGAAUCUCUUGAUCAUAAAGUGGCCCAAAGAACAAGCCUGUUACUAGAAACUGAAGGGUUAAGUUUAAGCGAACAAUAUCAAACAUAUCCUGCUGUGGUUGAGCAAUUAAAUACAUUAAAUAAUCAACUAUCAUGUGGCACAACUGCGGUUGUAGCUUUGGUUACUGGCAACAAACUGUAUGUGGCUAAUGUAGGUGAUAGUAGAGCUCUAUUAUGCAAAACUGACAAAUAUGGUGUUCACAAAGUAGUUCAACUCAGUGUUGAUCAUGACCUUGGUAAUGAAGAUGAAAUUCUGCGUUUAUUUAAUUUGGGUUUAAAAUUUGAAAAAGGACAGUCAUGUCGUCUAGGCAACCAAGAAAACACAAGGUGUCUUGGUAAUUACUUAGUUAAAAGAAACUAUACUGAAUUUGAAGAACUUAAUAAUGCACAAGAGGAACCUAUUAUUGCUGAGCCUGAGCUUCAAGGAGGCAUUGAUUUGGAUGAUUCCUGCAGUUUUCUCCUCUUACUAUCUGAUGGAUUGUAUAAAUCAUUAGAAGAAGCUACUGGUACAAAUCAAGUAAAUAAGGAUAUUAUACAGAUGGUUGUUUCAGAGUUUCGAGUGCAGUCUACUGUGAAUGGAGUAGCUCAAACAGUUGUAGAUAAGGUUGUAAGAAAACACCAUGAUAUGUAUAUGUCUUGUGACUCACUUGGGCAAAGCAGACGUGAUGACAUCACGCUACUUGUGAGAAACUUCAAUUUUCCAAUGCCAUGUGCUGGAGGGAGAGAUGUUACCACUGAUACUAACACAUCAUCAAGUGGACUCACUAAUUCUCUUCCAGCACCACCCACUGAAAUACAAGCAUAUGUUGAUUUUAGUGAGUUUUAUGAAAAUUUUGAAAAAGCCAAGAAAAAUGGUUCUUUACCUUCAUGUUUGAGGAAUUAUUAAUAAAUUAUUUUUGGUUGUGAAAUGUACCAGUUUCUUUCUGUUUUAUAUAGGCUAUUUAGGUAAAUUUAAUUUUACUGUUUUUAAAAAUGAUUAUUAAUUGAGGUUAGCUUCAAUGUUAUAUAUUUAGUAAGUUCAGGUGAAAAAUUAAUGUUGAAUAUAUGAGGCUUGACCAUAUAAAAAUUCGUACAAUCUUACCUAUAUUUUGUUUAUACCACCUAAUGAAUUAAUCUAGUUAUGCUUUGCUACGGAUUAUAUAUUCUUAUUUUUUUUUUUUUGCUGAAUUUGUAGAAAUAUUUGUGUUCAAGACUUCUUACAUGCUGAGUGCUAGUGUCGAUCUUGUUUGAAUGUGCAAAUUGGUUAUCUAAAAAAAAUUUAACAGGUUAUACUUUCCUUUGCUGCAACCAACAUAUAACAUAUUGCUACAAAUCAAGCAUUGCAAUGGAUUUUUUUAUUUUACAUACUAAG